UUUAGGUUAUUAUGUUACCAUAAUAUCUGAUUUUCCCCCCUUCUUUCCUCUAUUCUAUUCCACCGGCCAUCCUUUUUUUCUUUCUUCUUUUUUCCAUGUAGUAUUGCAUGGACUCAGUUUACUUGAUGGAAUCAGGUCAUAUUCAAUUUGGUUUUCGAAGAAAAUCCCGUUAAAUCUUGAAUCUUUCUCCCUUGAACAAUUGAAUAUCUUUUGUUUUCAAAGAUUCUGGGGAAGACAAGCUACCAUAUCUUCAUUUUAUGGAAUCUCGUUUGAGUCAAAGCUGUUUGGCAAAGAACGGAUCAUUGAGAACAUGGAUCGAGAAUUUAGGACGAUAACACGUGGCGGUAGGGGUUUGGAGCUGGGAACGUGUCCACUUGGAAGCGAAAGAUGCACCCAUGUGUCAAAGAGAGGGAGAUAGAGACGACUGAAUGAAGGCACAUGGGAGCAGCAUCCAAGCACCGUAUUUUGGGGCUUAUAAAUAGCUGCAACCGUUCACAAGACCUCCCACAUCUGCAAUCUUCACGUGCUCUGCUCUGCCUUCCUCUGCUUUCUAAUAAGUAGUUAUCCCUUUGUUUGUAUCUCUGCAAAUCUUAUCCAAUUGCUCUUUUUGGGUCUUUGGUCGUUAGUAGGUGGUUGGUUAUUCAUCAGAGUAGUUUUGUUCGUUGGUUGACAAAACAAGCCUUCCUAGUGAUCAUACAGUGCUCUAUAAUGGAGAACAAGAAGCAAGCAGGUGCCUCGUCUUCAUCCAUGACUUUAGAUCAUCUUUUUGGUCCCAAGAACCUUUCUUCACCCUCGUCUGGAUUAUUUGGAUCCAUUUUUCCACCCCCAUCAACGGUGCUAGGGAGGGACUCCUCUCGCAACCAAGGUGGCAGUGGCAAAUAUGGAACUCCGGAUAUUAUUACUCAGAACAGCAAGGCCGGUGAAAGCGUUGGUUCAAGUUCUAGAGAAAAGGGAUCCAAUUAUCAGAAUGAAACAGUGGAACCUUGCUAUUUUAGCUCAUCGAUCUACUAUGGUGGUCAAGAAAACUAUUCUCCAAGAACCCGCUCCACCGAAUCCCCCCAUAUGUUCAAAGACAAGAAGGAUGGGGGGGACGAUGACUCCAAUGGAAGCAAUCCAAACAGCGCUUCUAGAGGGAACUGGUGGCAGGGUUCCCUCUAUUACUAACACCCUGCCCCUGCAUCUAAUCGACCCAUCGCCUAGCAAAGGGGGGCGGUGAUAGUAUGAUCGAGCUUAAUAUUUUGGAAAUAAGAUGGUAAUGAAAUGAGUUGCUUAACACUGUCAGGACUUGCAAAAACGUGUUGGGUUGUUUUUGUCCUAACUGGUCAAUUUUGGCAAGUCUUACGCGAGCUCUCGAUAUGGUUUUAAGAGCUUGAUGCAGUCCUUCUAGGCGCAUGAAGUGAUCUUGUAUGAGUAACCUAGCUAGUGCUCCAUGUACUUAAAAUUUUAUCUCUGGAUUUAGUAAUUAAUAUAUCACUCGAUCGAUCUUGUUGUAACUCAA
Juglans regia (Persian walnut) is the source of this 1498-nucleotide messenger RNA. RefSeq lists its product as uncharacterized. Bases 709 to 1164 code for a protein of 151 amino acids. The record is from RefSeq and is a predicted model, not a curated record. NCBI's taxonomy places the organism in Eukaryota, Viridiplantae, Streptophyta, Magnoliopsida, Fagales, Juglandaceae. The transcript has 7 exons.